GUUCAAUUUCACUUCAUUCAUUGUCUGCUUUGUUUGGUGUCUUUGUGUCAAUGUCUCAGAUUGUCAUGGUUCUCAACCUCGUCACUACUCGAGAAAAGCAAUGCCCUGUCAAUCAGUCAGAAAGACUCGAGCAUGUUCGAGUGUCUAGGCGUUUGAUGUGGGUGAGCGGCGGUGUUGCGUGCGACCGCUCUUUCCCUCACUCUGCACCUGCCCGUUUGCUCUCGCUUCCGUUUGUGCAUGCUAUGUUGCUCCACCCACAACACAACACAAGCACACUACCUUCACUAAUCUCACACUGAAUUUCUACAAGAUGUCCGCCCCCACCGCAUCUGCGUAUCGCUUGCCGGACGAUCUGGCUGUCAGUGAUCGGUCGCGCAAGUUCUAUGAUGGCACGUACAAGUGGAAUGCACAAGGCUUCACUGACGAGCAUGGAGUGUAUCGCGAGUUUGACUUCCUUGAUCCUCUGGCGCGCGCUCCUACACCGAUGCCUCCCAUGUUCUCCGACGACGAAGAGGACGGCGACGGUAUAGACGUAGUCAGUGAAUUGACGCAGUCACUCAACGAUAACAGUGUUGCUCUUUCCGACGAAGCAACCGUCGAGCCAGGCACACCGUAUCCCAAGGUCAGUGGAAGCGCGUCCAGCCCAGUCAAUGUUCGGAGUCCAGGAAGCAUUCGCCGUUUUGCCAUCAAUCUCCUCCGCAAGAAGACUGACCGGGAGGAACAUGCACCUCAGAAUGACAGCAAGAAACAAAUUGAAGACGUCGUACCUGCGCCCGAGCAAGCAGGGGAACUUCGUAGAGACCACGAGCUUGUUGGACGUACACCACGGGCAAAAGACGAGAAGAGCGAAUUCAACAUGCCAGAGACACCACCUAAAAGUCCUGUCAAUAUUGCACCUGAGGUCAAGACUACAAGCCCCACCUCUACCACAUCUACUCUGUCGUCCGCGCCCUCCACUCUGUCUGAAGAGAGCAAAAUCCACGACUAACCUUCGCAGAUCAAAAAUACCUCUCUAAUCCCGCAAGAAGCCCUGAACACCCCACCAAAGGCCACACCUCGCUCCAAAGUGACGACAACGACUCGUGGCGUGGCCCAGAAAGUCACGAAAAGUACGAAAGGUCGGAAGUGGGCCUCGAGCAAGUCCAGCCCGCUGAAGAGGAAGGAGAAAAGCGUCGAGGAGCUCACAUUGCUGGAGCUACACUCUGGGGCCUUUAUGCGCAACGGCCUCCGCAGGUCAGCUCGACACUCGAAGUCGGACAGCAAUUGAGUAAUACGAGAUGCAUUGGGGCGUUUGAUACCCGGAUUCUAAUAGCUAUACGUCUACACACCCUGCCAAGUCAGAG
Molecule: messenger RNA, 1343 nt
Organism: Boeremia exigua
Lineage: Eukaryota; Fungi; Ascomycota; Dothideomycetes; Pleosporales; Didymellaceae
Exons: 3
Coding region: 311-988 (225 amino acids)
Source: RefSeq, a predicted model, not a curated record